AUGGACACUCCAAUCCGCCGCGUCAUUACUUCCCACGACCCCCAAGGCAAUGCCUACUUCUCCUCUGACGAAACGUUGACCCCCUACGACCCAACCACGGCACCCGAAUUCAGCCCUCCAGGACCCGAUGCAGGUUUCGGAGUGAUACAAAUCCACCGGUCGCGCGGGUUCCCAGUCGACAACAUGCUGCCCCUAGUCGACCCACAUAAGACCCUAGUCCCCUUAGCCGAUACGAAAGGCCCCUCUUGCCGCAUCUUGGACUUGUACCCCGCCGAAAAGGGAUGGAUGCAUCGGACACUGAGCUUGGACUACUUUGUUGUUCUUACGGGGACUGUCGGAUUUAUUACCGAUGGCGGCGCAGAGAAGACCUUGAAACCGCACGAUGUGGUUGUUUGCAGAGGAACAAACCAUGAAUGGGUCAAUCGCGGGAAAGAUGUUGCUCGGAUCUUUGGUGUUGUUGUGCCAAGCCAGGAAAUUUUCACGGAGGAUGGACAGAGACUGGAGAAGACACCUGCAGGGCCAAUCUUUGACCCCGAGGAAGAUUGA
Molecule: messenger RNA, 546 nt
Organism: Penicillium verhagenii
Lineage: Eukaryota; Fungi; Ascomycota; Eurotiomycetes; Eurotiales; Aspergillaceae
Product: cupin domain-containing protein
Exons: 1
Coding region: 1-546 (181 amino acids)
Source: RefSeq, a predicted model, not a curated record